Molecule: messenger RNA, 276 nt
Organism: Colletotrichum spaethianum
Lineage: Eukaryota; Fungi; Ascomycota; Sordariomycetes; Glomerellales; Glomerellaceae
Exons: 1
Coding region: 1-276 (91 amino acids)
Source: RefSeq, a predicted model, not a curated record
AUGACGGGGCCCCGCCUCCAGCCGAAGAACCCGCCCCGACGCCGCCGAAUGCAGGAGGAGCAGGAGGAGGAGAAGAAGACGCCCAGAACAGCGCUCGAGCACCAGGUCACCGGGUUGGCUCACGGACUGGGCCCAAUCAGACGGCCGUCACCACAACCCCUCCAUUCUCCUUUCGUCCCUCCUUCGGUAGCCGGGUUCGACACGCACGUCCAGGGCAUCCGCCCCGCCCCCUUCUUCGCGAGCAGUCCUCGCUUGCGCUGCUGGGGACGCAGCUGA